Molecule: messenger RNA, 379 nt
Organism: Tauraco erythrolophus (red-crested turaco)
Lineage: Eukaryota; Metazoa; Chordata; Aves; Musophagiformes; Musophagidae
Source: RefSeq, a predicted model, not a curated record
GACUUCUUUUGCUGGGCAUCUGGCAGGGAUUCUUGUUGGAUUGAUGUACACUAUGGGACCUCUGAAAAAGAUCAUGAAAGCCUGUGCAGGUGGUGUUUCUUCAUUCACUGACCCUGCCAGGCCAAGAGACUACUAUUCAGAGUAUUAUGGCUAUCCAGGUUAUCAAUAUGGAACACCAAGGAGCUAUUAUGAUUAUACAGGUGGACUUACUGAAGAAGAACAGCUUGAAAGGGCAGUGCUAAACAGUCUUAAUGAAAGAGAUUUUGGUGGAGCAACGUAUAAUAAUGAGCGACGACCCUAUGGUUUUUGGUUUCCACCUGAGCAGCAUGCAGAAGAGGAAAUAAGAAGACAAAGGCUUCGUAGGUUUGAGAGACGAUGA